AUGGCCCUGGUGACUCUGCGGCGCUCCCCCAGCCCGGGUGCAGCAUCUUCGGACAGCAGCGUGGGGGAGGAUUUUAAAAGCGACAAUGAUGGCACAAACAACCACUGCCUCAACCAGAGUUUCUUCAUGGUCAAGGGGGCCGCCCUGUUCCUUCAGCGGGGCGGCAGCACCACCUCCGCCGAGGGCCCCGACGCCACCGCCUGCCGUUCGCAAGCAGGUGACCUCCCCCAACACCUGCAGCUCAUCUUUAAGACACUGCGUUCACAGGAUCACAUUAAAAUGGUCGUCCAACUGGAGAGCGGCUGGUCAGAGAGCAUUCGCUACAUGACGCUGGUGUCCACCAGAGGCCACCAAGACAUGGAGGAGAAUGCCAUCCUCGGGAUGGACUUCGCCGACAAACACAGCUGCUCCGUCGGGAUGGUGCUGCCGCUGCUGAGCGAUACCGACAUACACUUGGACGGAGACGGAAGUUUCAGCGUCAAGACAGGGGGGCGCUCGCAAGUCUUCAAGCCUGUGUCAGUUCAAGCCAUGUGGUGCGCCCUUCAGGCGGUGCACAAGGCGUGCGAGGUGUCCCGCCGCUACAGCUACUUCCCCGGCGGCCCGUCCCACGCGUGGACUGCGUUCUACGAGAGCAACGUGUCGUCCAAGUGCGACGAUUGGAACGCGGCGACGAACCCGGAGACCGACCAUCCCGACUCUCCCGUCGCAUUCCAAGACCAGCCGAGUGAAAGAGAGCCAAUGGAGAGUGUGAUUAAAGCCAAGCUUCGUGACAUCAUCGUGUUCAGAGACUUGGAGAACAUCACUUCCAAGGAGAUUCGUCACGAGCUGGAGCGAGACACGAGCAGCAACCUGAAAGAAUUUAAGGAGCUGAUCGACAAAGAGACGCUGGUCAUCUUGGGCCAAAUGGACAAGGCCACGCCCAUCUUUGACCACAUCUACCUGGGCUCGGAAUGGAACGCUUCCAACCUGGAGGAACUUCGAGAUUGUGGCGUGGGCUACGUACUGAAUAUGAGUGGAGAGAUUGACAACUUCUUCCCGGACACCUUUUCCUAUUACAACGUACGUGUGGACGACGAGGACGCUGGCCAUCUGCUGGACCACUGGAAUGAUACCUACAAUUUUAUCGUCAAAGCCAGGAAGAACGGCUCCAAGUGCCUGGUGCACUGCAAGAUGGGCGCGAGCAGAUCGGCCUCCACGGUGAUGGCGUAUGCUAUGAAGGAGUACGGAUGGUCUCUGGAGAAAGCCUACAACUUUGUCAAGCACAGGCGCAACAUCCCUCAACUUAACGCCGGAUUCAUGAGGCAGCUGGCCGAAUAUCGAGACAUCCUGGACGCCAGUAAACAUCACGACAACACACUAUGGCGACCUAGCACGGAUGAGGAGGUCUCGGACGAUUUGCCAGCCUCGAGUCGGUGCGACAAAGAGGAGGCCUGGGGGGUCUGCGGGGCGUCACCUUGCAGGGGUCUGGAGAUGGAGCCCCUGGACUCCCUGAACUACAACUAUUACUUCCGACGUUUGUCCGACUCGGCGCUAGACAGCGAGCCAUCCACGCCGGUCCGAGGACCCCCGCUUCUGGGCAUGGAGAGGGUCUUUAUCGAGAUCGAGGACGUGGAGCGAGACGCCCUGCUGGAAGACGAGGGCUUCCCCGUGGCUCACCUGGCCUUACCGGGCGGAGGCGGGGGAACGGGGGCGCAGACGUGUGGACGUCUGGACCCCUUGGAAGAUAUGAGGCUAAGGUUGGAGUUCAGCACACUGGAGGAGGAAGAUGAGGAGGAGGCCAAGAAGGAGGAGGCGGAGAUGGCCGCCUUGGAGGGGAAGAAGCACGCAGAGGAGAGUCGUCUAGGUCUAGCCAACUUGAACACCAACAACAGCAACCGGCUAGCCGCCAAACGAAGUUGCCCAGCAGCAUUUGACGACAGCGCUAGCACGGGCAACCCGUUAAAAGUCAAACCGUCCUACCAGUCUUGCAAAGACUGCUGCCUCCGUCUACCGCAAGGUCGACGCUGCGACCGGCCGGCGGGGACGCGCUCCCACCGCCUCAACCCCUCUCGACACUGCAACCUUCCGUCCAUCUGCAUCGACCCCCCUGACAACUUCAUGAUUUCGCAGUCCAUACCAGAUCCUUCCCUUCCGGUCUCUGUCCAAUACUGCUAUACCGUCCCGCUAUCACGCCAGAAACUGUCAUCCCCCACUUAUGCCCGCAACACGCCAGAAACUGAAUACAUGGACGAACCCGAGGUGGAAGAACCGAGCGCAUCUCAGGCUGACUUGGAUAUUGCACAAAUUGAGUGA
This is a messenger RNA of Nerophis lumbriciformis (worm pipefish), 2292 nucleotides long. NCBI's taxonomy places the organism in Eukaryota, Metazoa, Chordata, Actinopteri, Syngnathiformes, Syngnathidae. The record is from RefSeq and is a predicted model, not a curated record.